AAAUGGAAAUAACAAUAUAAGGAGCUACAAAUAAACGAUAGUUUGAGCUGAUUAAACAGAUUCCUUAGCUUUAAACUAUCGUAGUCCUCGUCGCAGCCAUGACAGCGGCGGCAGAUUCGAUAAUAAUGUUAUUGGUGGCGGUAGUAUUAGUUGUGUUGCCAUCUGCGGCAUUUGCGACGCCACCAGGCGGAUGGAAGGAUGCUCGCGCCACCUUCUAUGGUGCCCCUCAGGGAACCAUUGGUGGAGCUUGUGGGUAUGAACAGCACAAGCAAGCGUAUGGUGCAUUCACAACAGCUUUAAGUAUGGUCCUGUACAACAAGGCAGGAAGAUGCGGAGCCUGCUAUGAAAUCAGAUGCGUGCACAGCAAGUUUUGCAAGCCCGGCGGCCACUCCGUCGUUGUGACGGCCACCGAUUUCUGCCCUCCCAAUUUCGCCGACAGCAAAGCCUGGUGCAAUCCUCCCAACCCACAUUUUGACUUGUCUCAGCCCGCCUUUCUCCAACUUGCCGACUACAAAGCUGGUGUAGUUCCCGUCCAGUACCGCAGGGUUCCAUGCAAGAGAAAAGGGGGAGCGAGAUUCACAAUUGAAGGGAACAAUUUCUUUAACCUGGUGACGGUGACAAAUGUGGGAGGAGCGGGAGACAUUGCAAGGGUUGAUGUCCAGGCCGAAGGGACCCGGCGGUGGAUGCCGUUGAAGCGCAACUGGGGCGAGAAGUGGGAAACGGACGAGAAGCUGGCCGGCAAAGCCCUCACCUUCAGGGUCACAACCAGCGACGGCAGAGUCUUGGCUGCUCACAACGUCGCACCAAAAGCGUGGCAGUUUGGCCAAACCUACCAGGGCAGCCAAAACCUUUAAUUUCAUUCACCUGCUAGCUUAGCUGCGCUGCAAGAACUCACUCAAAUCAAAAUAAACCCUUGAAUGACAAGGAGAUAUAUACAUUUUUAAUUCCCCAACUGUCUUCUGUCUUCAGUCCGUCUUACCGGAUUUCUGUUUGGCGGACUUCAUUUUUUACCAAAAAAUGAAUUAAAUGAUCCAAAUUUUUAC
Molecule: messenger RNA, 1043 nt
Organism: Cuscuta europaea
Lineage: Eukaryota; Viridiplantae; Streptophyta; Magnoliopsida; Solanales; Convolvulaceae
Source: the annotation of a GenBank genome assembly